Molecule: messenger RNA, 813 nt
Organism: Patiria miniata (bat star)
Lineage: Eukaryota; Metazoa; Echinodermata; Asteroidea; Valvatida; Asterinidae
Product: G-protein coupled receptor moody-like
Exons: 2
Coding region: 1-813 (270 amino acids)
Biological process (GO): G protein-coupled receptor signaling pathway
Cellular component (GO): membrane
Molecular function (GO): G protein-coupled receptor activity
Source: RefSeq, a predicted model, not a curated record
AUGUCAAACUUCACUUCAACAAACAGUGAAGGCUCGGUGGCAUCUGUCUAUGACAGUUAUGGCGAGAAGCAGUUGUUAGCUGCCUUGUACGGUCUCAUCUCAUUCGCCGGUGUGAUCGGCAACAGCGCCGUCGUGCUUGCCCCGAUCCUCUCCCGCAAACCACGCACCACAACCAACGUGUUUGUGAUCAACCUGGCCGUGGCGGACCUCCUCAUCUGUAUGAGCCUGCCUAUCACGCUCCUGGCGGUGCUGAGCGAAAGCAAGGAAAAUCUACUUAUUCCAUUGCCUCUUUGCGCUUUCCAGGGCUUUCUAUUCGUCGUUUGCAUCGGGUGCAGUAUGAACAGCAUCGCGUCAAUUGCCAUCUACCGCGCCCUGAUCACUCUUCGGACGAACCAAAGCCGUCUGAUCUGGCUGUUCAACCGUCGCGGCCUGGCUGCUAUGGUCGCUAUAAAUUGGCUGCUCCCUUCAAGUGCCAGUUUAAUGCCCAUUGUAUCUGAGGCCGGUUCGUACGAAUACGACACUAAAAUUAGUACCUGUUCCAUUAGCCCGAGCUCCAAAGGCUUCAAAACAUUUGCUAAACUCAUUACAGCCUGCUACCCAUUGCAGUUGGUUGUCAUUUUCGCCAGCAGUGUCUUCAUCGUAUUUUCUGUUAGGAAACACAUCAGAAGGGUAAACUCCAUUCGACAGCAGCAAAUAGCUGUUGUCGGUGCAGUCAUGAGGCUGAAUGCACAGCCGGCUAAGCGUGGUGGUGGUCAAAGAUCAGCCCAGCCGAUUCAAAAUCGUCUCCUCACUCGAGAAGUUUGUACCCAAUAA